Sphenostylis stenocarpa is the source of this 633-nucleotide messenger RNA. The record is from the annotation of a GenBank genome assembly. NCBI's taxonomy places the organism in Eukaryota, Viridiplantae, Streptophyta, Magnoliopsida, Fabales, Fabaceae.
AUGGAAACACGUGUGAGUGACAUGAAGAUGGCCAUAGAUGAUGCUUUGAACGGCUUCUCUCCUGUCUCCACCCCUACCAUUUACUGGAAAUCCCGAAGAAGAUCAGCUAGCGGGAGGAAUUUAGAGGUAUCAGAAGAUACUGCUAAUACACCACCCAGCAAGCCGGAAGAUACUCCUCUUCCUUCUUCUAGUGAGGAGGUGCAGAACACAACUCCAAUAUCUGAGCGUCGAAAGGCCUUGUUUGAACCAUUAGAACCCAUAAAGAAUGUUAAUGGCCGACGACCCUCGGCUGAGUCUUUACUUCCUCCCCCUGACUUUGAAUCUGCAAACUAUCCUAAGGGCUGGUUGAUUGGAAAAAAGCGAAAGCUUGUUAAUGUGGAUGUUGUUGAAAGCAUGCGAAGGAUUGCCAUCCAAGAAAUGAACAGAAAGGACAGGGAAAUUGAUGGACUGAAUGAACAACUGGAGGAGGACUCACGUUGCCUAGAGCACUUGCAACUCCAGCUUGUGGAUGAACGAAGCAAACGUGCUCGAGUGGAAAGAGAGAAUGCAAUGCUUCAAGAACAAGUGAACAUGCUUAUGAACAUGUUACAAGAAGCAGAGCAAAUGGGGGAUGAAGGCCCGGAAGAACCUUAA